UUGAAUGAUAACAUUUUGUUUUCAGAUAUAUUUGGUUAUGAUUGAUUCAUGCUAAUCCUUAUGGAUUUAUGCUUAUAUUUUCACAAUGAAAAAUCUUUGAUUGCGGCUUCUUAUUAUUCUUAUUGUGGCUUCUUGUUACAUGUUCAAGAAUGAAAUUUAAUUUUAAUGUUUUCAGUUACACCAAAAAGACUCGUAGCCAAAUUAUAAUUCGUGCUUUUGUAUCACUUGCAUGUUUAGUAAUUGGUAUAUGGAUAGGAUAUGCCAUCGGUAAAAAUAAAACUCCACCUAUUACAAAGUUACCAUCUGUUGCUAAAUUAUCACGAGCUCAAGAAACCGAAAGAAUCAUUCACCAUCGCAUUAUCACCGAUAGCAUGAGUAAUAUGAAGAUUCGAGAUAAUUUAAAAUAUUUAACUGAACUGCCUCACCUACCUGGUUCGGAGAGAAACAAAGUUUUAGGUCAAGAAAUUGCUAAACAAUGGGAAGAGUCUGGGUUUGAUAAAGUUGAUGAGUAUAAGUAUAAUAUCUAUCUGCCAUCCCCAAAUAAACCUGGAGUCAUAUAUGCUCUAAAUGAAGAUGGUUCAGUUGAAAAAAAUAUUACUAUUAAUAAUGAACCUGCUUUUUUUGAUUCGGAGAAAAAAGGAGAUGUUGUCUACCCUUUUAAUGCAUUUGGUACAAGUGGUGAAGUUAUUGCACCUAUUGUAUACUGUAACUAUGGUGAACAAAAAGAUUUUGCAGAGUUGGAAAAACUUAACAUUAGCUUGAAAGGAAAAAUACUAUUGUUUAGAUAUGGAAAAGCUUCCAGAAGUGCAAAGGUUCUUCAGACUGAAUUACGAGGAGGUGUUGCUGCAAUUAUAUUUUCAGAUCCUUAUGAAAAUAGUAAACCAGGAGAUAUAUAUCCUAAUGGUUUCACUGGAAAUAAUUACUCUAUACAAAGAGGAACUGCAAAUAGAAUCAAUGGCGAUUCUUUAUCAGAAGGAUAUCCAUCAAAAGAUGGAUAUUUUCGAUUGAGUGAAGCCAAAUAUAAUACACUUAGCAAUGUAAAAAUUCCAUCACAACCCAUAUCAGAAGAUCACGCAAACCAAUUAUUUAGGUAUUUUAAAGAUGAUUCGGUUCCUGUUCCAGCCUCAUUUAUUGGCAAACUGCCAAAAUAUGUUUUGCAAUCUGGCAGAAAUUUUAGUUUGUUAACAGACAUAAAAUUUGAAACAAAAUCUUCAUACACAUAUUGUGGAACAAUAUAUGGAGAAAUUGAACCAGAUCGUUAUGUGCUUUUGGGUAAUCAUCGAGAUGCAUGGAUAUAUGGAGCUGCUGAUCCAUCAAGUGGCACUGCAGCAAUAAUGGAAAUUGGUCGUGCUUUAGGAAGCUACAAAAAAGAAAAAAACUGGAGGCCACAAAGAAGCAUAAAAAUAUGCAGUUGGGGUGCAGAGGAACCAGGUGUACUAGGAUCUUAUGAGUGGGCUGAUGAGCACAGACAAUUUCUCAUGAAUAAUGUUGUUUUGUAUAUUAAUGUUGACAUGGCUGUUGAAGGUAAUUUCAGUGUUCGUUUACGAGCUUUGGAUUAUUAUGCUAAGAAUGUUUUUGAUGCAUCUAAAAAUCUUGCUUCAGCUGAUAAUCCAAAUAAAACUUUGUAUCAAGAUUGGAUUGAGAAGUCUGCACAACUGCUAAAAAAGCCAUUAUCAGAUGUUAAAGAACCAAAGAACGAUAUGAUUACAUCAGGAAGCGAUUAUAAAGCAUUGUGGCAUCUUUAUGGCGUUGCUAGUGGUGACUUUCGUUAUUAUUUUAGUAGAAUUGAUUAUCCAUUGCUCUCUCAAAAUGCGCAAUAUCAUACACGUUACGAAAGCUUUGAUUGGAUGACCAAGUUUGUUGAUCCUAAUUUUAAAUAUCACUUAACUAUUGGUCGAUUAAUGCUCGGAUCUGCACUAUUAGCAUCCGAUAAAAUCAUUGUUCCUCUUUUUGUUGUGGAUUAUGUAAAUCAAGUCAAGUUUUUUUUAAAUAAAUUUAACCAAUCAUAUGCAACUAUACUUUCAAAGCAGGGAAUUUCGUUAGACUUUGCUAAAGCCAAAUCAGAGGAACUCCUUCGUAAAGCAGAGAGAUUUCAAUCGUAUGUCGAUAGCUUAAGCGAAAAAGAUCUAUCAAAUCCUUAUGUUGUUCGAAAAAUCAACGACAAAAUAAUACAUUUUGAAAAAAACUUUCUUGUUCAAAAUCUUAUCAGACGUGUUGGUGUGGCCCACGUAGUAUACGCCGACACCUCCUUUAAACUCAAAGAUGAGAAGUUUCCUGGAAUCGGAGAGGCUAUAUAUUUUGCUUCAAAAAAUACAACAGACGAUUGGGAUUCGGUUCGCAAACAAAUUACUAUGCUUGUCUGGUGUUUUGAUACCGCUAAUAUAUCUUUAGAUUUAGAUAUUGUAAAAUAAUUUUUUUUAUUCAAUUGUUUUUAUAAA
Molecule: messenger RNA, 2438 nt
Organism: Hydra vulgaris (swiftwater hydra)
Lineage: Eukaryota; Metazoa; Cnidaria; Hydrozoa; Anthoathecata; Hydridae
Product: putative N-acetylated-alpha-linked acidic dipeptidase
Molecular function (GO): carboxypeptidase activity
Source: RefSeq, a predicted model, not a curated record